UGGAUAUUAUUCAUUCGACCUCCGACGAAGCCAUCUAUAAAAGGCAAUUUCCAUUUCAUUGAUUCAAACAGUAUCCAAGGAAACUUAGAAACGGUUAUUACAAAACCAGCAAAAAGAGUUCGAAUUUCGAAAGAAGAACUACCUUCAAUAUGGGCAAACAACUUUUCCUCGGCAUUGCCCUCUUCAUGGCCGUGUCUCUCAACGGAGCCAUGGCUGCCUAUAACGUCACCCAUUACUGCCAACUUGUUGAGACCGGCACCAAAUUGCCCAGCUUGGACAAUUGUCAAACGUAUUAUACGUGCCUGGCCAACGGCGGCUACCAGGAGGAUAACUGCUUGUCAUCCCAGGCCUUUAACAAGAACACCCAAAGUUGUCAGGCCGCCUCGAUGGUCGGUUGCACGGCUGGCGCUGCAAAUCCAUGUGAAAACAAAAACGAUGGCUGGGUUCAGGAUCCCUCGAACUGUGUCAACUGGAUCUAUUGCUCGAAACAGCAGCAAUCUGGCAGUGGUAGUUGUCCCGUCGGUCAAUACUUCAGCAACGACAAGGGCCAGUGCAUCUGGGGCCAGUGUACCAAUAUGGAUGAUACGAACGGUGAAUUAACCGAAGUUGCCAACCUGUGCGAGUUGAUGGCCAACAAUAAGUACUUUGGUGACUUUGAGGAGUGCAAUGCCUGGCAUAUGUGCAUAGAUGGCACCAUGAAGAAUGGCACAUGUAAUGGCAAUUUGGUCUACAACACAGCCAGAGGUAUGUGCUUGACAAAUGACGGAACCAUGUGUAAGCGUGUCGGCUCAAAUGCCACUCCACCCUCGGAGCCUUGCACAACGGCCGAUCAGGGCAACUACAAGGGUGAUACGAAAGUCUGUUCCGUCUAUUAUCAAUGCAAAUCGGAGGUGUGGACCAAACUCAACUGCCCGACUGGCAACUACUUCGACACUAUUACGAACACUUGUGUGGCCCGCCAACAAGCCGUAGCCACCGAGGGCUGUGAUCGUUGUCAAUUCGCCACCGUAACAUGGGUCAAUCAAGUCGAUCCCACGUGCCAGAACUAUUUCACGUGCAAUUCCAAUGGCCAAGAGAUUGCGGAGGGUGCAUGUAAAGAGGGUUAUUACUUUAAUGAACAGUCGCAAGUCUGUUUGUACAAUAGCACCUUGAGCACUUAUCGCAAGAAUAAUGGUGCCUGCUAUCUGAGUGAUGUCACAACAUCUGCUCCCACGACCCCAAAUGCCCCAACUGAUGCCCCAACUGAUGCCCCAACUGAUGAACCUGCCGGAGCCCCAGCCCCAACUGAUGAACCUGCCGGAGCCCCAGCCCCGACUGAUGAACCUGCCGGAGCCCCAGCCCCAACUGAUGAACCUGCCGGAGCCCCAGCCCCAACUGAUGAACCUGCCGGAGCCCCAGCCCCAACUGAUGAACCUGCCGGAACCCCAGCCCCAACUGAUGAACCUGCCGGAGCCCCAGCCCCAACUGAUGAACCUGCCGGAGCCCCAGCCCCAACUGAUGAACCUGCCGGAGACCCCACCCCAGCCCCUGGAGAAUAAUAUUUUACACAGAUCAGUAUAUGUUUCUAAAAUUGUUCGUUAAAAAAAAAAAAGAAAAAUUUAUGUUUUCUCUUCAACAAAAUAAUCUAAUAAAAUUUAAUUAAUGCACCUUAA
Molecule: messenger RNA, 1652 nt
Organism: Musca domestica (house fly)
Lineage: Eukaryota; Metazoa; Arthropoda; Insecta; Diptera; Muscidae
Product: peritrophin-48
Exons: 3
Coding region: 150-1538 (462 amino acids)
Cellular component (GO): extracellular region
Molecular function (GO): chitin binding
Source: RefSeq, a predicted model, not a curated record